This is a messenger RNA of Mytilus trossulus (common blue mussel), 1231 nucleotides long. RefSeq names its product glycine receptor subunit alpha-2-like. Gene Ontology annotation, molecular function: chloride channel activity; excitatory extracellular ligand-gated monoatomic ion channel activity; transmitter-gated monoatomic ion channel activity involved in regulation of postsynaptic membrane potential. NCBI's taxonomy places the organism in Eukaryota, Metazoa, Mollusca, Bivalvia, Mytilida, Mytilidae. Bases 1 to 990 code for a protein of 329 amino acids. Gene Ontology annotation, biological process: signal transduction; chloride transmembrane transport; nervous system process. The transcript has 6 exons. Gene Ontology annotation, cellular component: plasma membrane; neuron projection; synapse. The record is from RefSeq and is a predicted model, not a curated record.
AUGUAUACCCUUGAAUACACUCUAUUUAUGAUACUGAGACAAAAAUGGUAUGAUAAACGUCUACAGUACAACAUAAUUCCUGGUGUUCGGGCACUUGAGUUAGACCCGAAGGCAAUGAAUAGUGUAUGGGUUCCUGAUCUUUAUAUGGUAAAUGAGAAGAGAGCUAUUAUCCACGAUAUCACAACACCAAACAAACUGUUACAUAUCUACAGCGAUGGUCAAGUUGUUUAUAGUAUGAGACUAUCCGUGACUUUGUCAUGUCAGAUGAACCUCUUAAAGUACCCUAUGGAUUUCCAGAUUUGUUCCGUUGAUUUAGAAAGUUAUGGUUACAGUACCGACAGGUUGAUGUUGAGAUGGAACAAUGUACCUGUAGAAUUGGCAGCCAAUAUGUCUUUACCACAGUUUAUACUGGAUGAUAUCAACACUGCUAUCUGUGAUAGGUUGUAUGCUGGCAUCAAAUAUACUUGUAUUACUAUGAAAAUACACUUCACAAGAAAAUAUGGAUACCAUCUGAUACAGGAGUUCAUCCCAAGUGCUCUUAUAGUCAUGCUCUCCUGGGUGUCGUUUUGGAUCAGCUUAGAAGCAGUCCCAGCAAGAAUAUCAAUUGGCUUGUUGUCUGUCCUAACUAUGACUACACAGAGUUCAGGGUCACGUACAAAGUUACCUGAAGUAUCGUACAUUAAAGCUAUUGAUAUUUGGAUGAGUGUCUGCAUGCUGUUCGUCUUUGCUGCACUGCUUGAGUAUGCUCUUGUCAAUGUUUUUGAUAGGAAACAGAAGAGACAUGAGACAUAUGUCGACGCUAAUGGAGUGGGGAAAGAGGGAAAGACAGAUAAAAGACACUAUAGAUGCUGUUGUUUAAAAGGAAGAGAAAGGGCCAGGAUAAUUGAUAAGUUUUCCCGUGUCUUGUUUCCAAUGACGUUCACAAUAUUCAAUAUGUUUUAUUGGUCUGUUUAUCUGAUUUGGGAACCAGUAGAAACACUUCAGCACUGAGAAGACACAUAUUUACAUUCGAAAGAUCAUUGUUAUAUUGUAUUUCAACAAACCGUGUGUGAUAACUAAUUUUCCUCAAGUCAUGACCACAUCGUUGUAUCAUGUUACAGGUAUGCCAACAUUUUGCCUUAAAUUGGGAAGUUUUAACAAAUAAACUAGUAUUUUUCCACGUUAGACAAAGUUAAGAGCAUGUUUAAUGUUUUCAUCGUAGAAUGUAUUUGAACAGCACAUUUAUUGUUUA